AGAAGCUAAAAGCCUGAAAGCGAACUAAUUUUGAGUGAAAGGUUAUAACUUUUUGUGUUAUCGAUGGCGGUUUCGGAGCAGAGCCAAGACGUGUUCCCGUGGCUUAAAUCGUUGCCGGUUGCUCCAGAGUUCCGACCUACUUUAGCAGAGUUCCAAGAUCCGAUCGCUUACAUUUUUAAGAUCGAAGAAGAAGCUUCUAGAUACGGAAUCUGUAAAAUUCUGCCUCCAGUACCUCCUCCUUCUAAGAAAACCUCGAUUUCUAACCUCAACCGUUCUCUGGCGGCAAGAGCGGCGGCGAGGGUUCGUGACGGCGGUGAGAGUUCGUUUGAUUACGACGGUGGUCCCACAUUCGCCACGCGGCAACAGCAGAUCGGUUUUUGCCCUAGGAAGCAGCGUCCCGUGCAGAGACCUGUGUGGCAGAGCGGAGAGCAUUACAGUUUUGGUGAGUUCGAGGCCAAAGCUAAGACCUUUGAGAAGAAUUAUCUGAAGAAAUGUGGAAAAAAGAGUCAACUCUCUGCCCUAGAAAUGGAAACACUUUACUGGAGAGCCACUGUGGAUAAGCCCUUCUCUGUUGAGUAUGCCAAUGACAUGCCUGGCUCGGCUUUUAUCCCUCUGAGUCUGGCAGCUGCAAGGAGGAGAGAGUAUGGUGGUGAUGGAGGAACAGUUGGUGAGACAGCUUGGAACAUGAGGGCAAUGUCUAGAGCCGAAGGAUCAUUGCUUAAGUUCAUGAAAGAGGAGAUCCCUGGAGUUACAUCACCAAUGGUGUAUAUUGCUAUGAUGUUUAGCUGGUUUGCUUGGCAUGUGGAGGACCAUGACCUUCAUAGUCUUAAUUACUUGCAUAUGGGUGCUGGUAAGACUUGGUACGGUGUGCCAAAGGAUGCUGCUGUGGCUUUUGAGGAGGUGGUUAGGGUCGUUGGUUAUGGUGGAGAGCUUAAUCCUCUUGUUGACCAAGAAGAAGAUGUUAAUGACUCUAUUGCUGUCUUCUCAGUGACCAUUUCUACUCUUGGUGACAAGACAACUGUGAUGUCACCUGAAGUUUUUGUUAAAGCUGGAAUACCUUGUUGCAGGUUAGUACAAAAUCCUGGAGAGUUUGUCGUCACUUUUCCAAGAGCAUAUCAUUCAGGGUUUAGUCACGGAUUCAAUUGUGGAGAAGCAUCUAACAUUGCAACUCCCGAAUGGUUGAGAGUGGCUAAAGAUGCUGCUAUCCGUCGAGCUGCUAUAAAUUACCCUCCAAUGGUUUCUCAUCUCCAGUUACUAUAUGACUAUGCAUUGGCUCUGGGUUCUAGAAUGCCAACAAGCAUCAACACCAAACCACGGAGUUCUAGAUUGAAAGAUAAGAAAAGAAGCGAAGGAGAAAGAUUGACCAAAAAGCUGUUUGUGCAAAACAUUAUCCACAACAAUCAAUUGCUCUCUUCUCUCGGAAAAGGAUCCCCAGUGGCCCUUCUCCCACAGAGUUCUUCAGAUAUAUCAGUUUGUUCUGACCUACGAAUUGGAUCCAAUUUGAUAACUAACCAGGAAAAGCCAAUCCAAUUAAAGUCUGAGGACUUAAGUUCUGAUAGUGUUAUGGUCGGUCUCAACAACGGUUUAAAGGAUACCGUUUCAGUAAAAGAAAAGUUUACAUCUUUAUGUGAAAGGAACAGAAAUCAUCUGGCAAGCAGUGAGAAGGAAACUCAAGAAACUCUGUCUGAUGCUGAAAGGAGGAAAAAUGAUGGAGCUGUUGCGCUUUCUGAUCAAAGGCUAUUCUCUUGUGUUACAUGUGGAGUCUUAAGCUUCGAUUGUGUAGCUAUUGUUCAACCUACAGAAGCAGCAGCUAGAUAUCUCAUGUCUGCAGAUUGUAGCUUCUUCAAUGAUUGGACAGUUGUUUCCGGGUCUGCAAAUCUUGAAAGCACGGAAAAGCAUGAUGUAGAUUACUUCUACAAUGUUCCUUCUCAAACUACGGAUCACUCAAUGAAUACAGGUGAUCAAAAAACUUCAACAGUGUCUCUAACAACAGCUGAUAAAAAAGAUGGUGCUCUUAGUUUGUUAGCUUCAGCGUAUGGAGAUUCUUCUGAUUCUGAGGAAGAAGAUCACAAAGUCUUAGAUGCUAUUCUCUCGGAAGAUAGAAAGUAUGACCAAAGUGGUUCUUGUGCAUAUGAAGCAUCAUCUUUUGACACAGAUGGCAAAGAGGAGGCUAGAGAUGGUCGAUCUUCUGAUUCUAACAGACAAAGACUUGUAUGUAGGAAAGAGACAGGGGUUGUUGAGGGCUCAAAUGCUACUUCAACUUGUUCGACGCUUUCUUGCACCACUGAACAUAGUAGGCUAAGCAAAGGCAGCAAUACAUCUCUACCCUUUGUUCCAAGAUCUGAUGACGAUUCUUCGCGAUUGCACGUGUUUUGUCUUGAGCAUGCUGCAGAAGUGGAACAGAAACUCCGUCCUAUUGGGGGAAUUCACUUAAUGUUACUGUGCCAUCCAGAGUAUCCCAGGAUAGAGGCUGAAGCAAAGAUAGUUGCCGAAGAGCUUGUUAUCAAUCACGAAUGGAAUGAUACUGAAUUCAGGAAUGUGACCCGAGAGGAUGAGGAAACGAUUCAAGCAGCGUUGGAUAAUGUUGAGGCUAAGGGUGGGAACAGUGAUUGGACUGUAAAAUUGGGUAUUAACCUUUCUUACAGCGCUAUUCUCAGUCGCUCUCCGCUGUACAGUAAGCAGAUGCCUUACAACUCUGUCAUAUACAAUGCAUUCGGUCGCAGCUCUCCAGCAAAAAGCUCACCCUUGAAACCCGAAGUCUUUGGUAGAAGAUCUUCCAGACAGAGGAAAUAUGUUGUUGGAAAAUGGUGUGGUAAGGUUUGGAUGUCGCAUCAGGUGCAUCCCUUUUUGCUGGAGCAGGACUUAGAGGGGGAAGAAUCUGAAAGAAGUUGUCAUCUCCGAGCUGCUAUGGAUGAGGAUGCCGCUGGAAAGAGAUUUUUUCCUAAUAAUGUUUCUAGAGAUGCAACAACAAUGUUUGGAAGAAAGUAUUGUAGGAAGAGAAAGGUCAGGGCAAAGGCUGUGCCACGCAAGAAGCUUACUUCUUUUAAGAGGGAAGAUGGAGUUUCUGAUGACACAUCAGAAGACCAUUCUUAUAAGCAACAAUGGAGGGCUUCCGGGAAUGAGGAAGAGUCUUAUUUUGAGACAGGGAACACAGCUUCUGGUGAUUCGUCAAAUCAAAUGUCUGAUCAGCAGCUCAAGGGAAUUCGUCGACACAGGGGUGUUAAAGAAUUUGAGUCCGAUGAUGAGGUUUCAGAUCGUUCACUUGGAGAAGAAUAUGCUGUAAGGGAACGUGCAGUUUCAGAGAGCUCAACGGAGAAUAGCUUUCAGCUACAUGGACAUUCAAUCGACGAAAAUGCUUUCGAGGACUCUGUAUAUGGUCAUGAUGAUGAAAAACUCUACAGGCACCCUAAGGGUCUUCCAAGGAGCAAACGGACUAAAGUGUUUAGGAAUCCGGUUUCAUAUCAUUCAGAGGAAAAUGAUGUUUAUCAGCGAAGGGGAAAUAUUCAAGCUAGUCGAAUAGGUGGUGAGUAUGAGUCAGAAGAGGAUUCUCUGGAGGAACUGGACUUUUGCAGUACAAGGAAAAGACAAACAAGGUCCACAGCUAAACGAAAAGUAAAAACCGAGAUAGUUCAGGGUCCGAGAGAGACGAAUCAAGAAUUCGAUUCAUACAUGGAAGGACCUAGCACUCGGCUUAGGGUGAGAAUCCCAAAGCCCUCAAGAGUGUCUUCAGAAACGAAACCAAAGAAAAUUGGUAAGAAAGGAAGUCGUAAUGCUUCCUUCUCCAGAGUUGCAACUGAAGAAGAUGUAGAGGAAGAUGAAGAAGAAGAAGAAGAAGAAGAGAAUGAGGGAGAGGAAUGCCCGGCGUACCAAUGUGACAUGGAGGGUUGCACAAUGAGUUUUAGUUCGGAAAAACAGUUGACAUUGCAUAAAAGAAACAUCUGCCCUGUUAAAGGCUGUGGUAAAAACUUCUUCUCACACAAGUAUUUGGUUCAACACCAGCGAGUUCACUCAGACGACCGUCCUCUGAAAUGUCCAUGGAAGGGCUGUAACAUGACGUUUAAGUGGGCAUGGUCUAGAACUGAGCACAUAAGAGUUCACACAGGCGCUAGGCCUUAUGUUUGCGCUGAACCGGGUUGUGGUCAAACAUUCAGAUUCGUCUCUGACUUCAGCCGGCACAAACGAAAAAACCGGUCAUUCAGUUAAAAAGACCAAGAAAAGGUGACUGACUUAGGCCUUAACAUGGAAUCUAUCAUGAAGAGAUCAAUCCAUUGUUGUUGCAUAACAUAUUCUCCCUUUGUUGUAUUCUUUACUGUUACUUUGAUAAAUAAAGGAGCUGCUUGUACGAUUAGAAAGUUAAGGUGUGUAAUCAAGAAAAUCUUAAAAC
Messenger RNA from Arabidopsis arenosa, 4384 nucleotides. Lineage: Eukaryota; Viridiplantae; Streptophyta; Magnoliopsida; Brassicales; Brassicaceae. The record is from the annotation of a GenBank genome assembly.